CACAGUAGGCAAACACCACUCUCGGUUGACUAUUGUUUAAUCAGCAUUACAUUGCUAUCUAGGGUUAUUUCAACUGCACUUAUCGUAUCCCUCCAUUGGCGGCGGGGUAGCCAUUUGUCACUGUUCCCACACGAACAUCCGUGACUCCGUUGCGUGGCGAACACAGCGGCUUCAAGCACUACAGCGCAUGUCUUUCCUCCCUUCAGAUUUAGGCUAUCGUAUGCGACCACAAACGUCAAUCUUGCGCCAUGGCUUGUCCCAUUACAGUUUCCAAGUUUGUGGGGACCAUCUCCCUCGGCCUUUUAACGGGCCUUUCAUAUGCUACCUCUGUGCUUAUAAUUCCAUCCCUCCAAUCCCUUCCUAAUGCUCCCACCGCUUCACGAACCCUCAAGGACCUGCAACUGCGGACCAGCAAGCAUGUUCUUCGACUUACUCACAUCACGGCGAUUACUCUCUUCACCGCCUUCACUAUGUCCUCCCCACGCAGAAGGCACCCUUACCUGAUCUGGACGGCACUUACCUCUCUAAUCGGUGGACUUGGCCUGGAAUGGUGGUACAAUCGCGAAAAAGCGACAUGGAACUGGCUGUCAGGUGGUUUGGUUGGAAUUUGUACUUACCACCCAUCCGGCUUUGGUGUCAUUUCCUGGGGAUCUUCUCAUGCUACCACUUGUGCCAGAGAGUCUGUAUCAGCGAGGAGCGAGGAGGAAGACUCCAACGGCAACGGAAGUGAGAUCGAAAUCGUGGGCGAGGAAGAAGCUUCAUCCGCUGCUGCUGCAGACGCGGAAAUAGCGGCACCGCAAUCGGAUGACGAUUUGAACGUCAAUGGCGAGGUUGUCCAGGCUGAUAUGGAGAAGGAGCGCAGGUUUCAGAAGCUGAGGAUGUGGAUCCUAGGCCUGGGAUUCUCCAUGAGUGUUGUUGGGAUAUGGGGAGACAGUCUCUAA
Histoplasma capsulatum G186AR is the source of this 941-nucleotide messenger RNA. RefSeq lists its product as uncharacterized. The transcript has 2 exons. Gene Ontology annotation, cellular component: mitochondrion. NCBI's taxonomy places the organism in Eukaryota, Fungi, Ascomycota, Eurotiomycetes, Onygenales, Ajellomycetaceae. The coding region runs from base 249 to 941 and encodes 230 amino acids. Gene Ontology annotation, biological process: autophagy of mitochondrion. The record is from RefSeq and is a predicted model, not a curated record.